Lottia gigantea (owl limpet) is the source of this 1359-nucleotide messenger RNA. RefSeq lists its product as hypothetical. Bases 1 to 1359 code for a protein of 452 amino acids. The record is from RefSeq and is a predicted model, not a curated record. The transcript is spliced from 3 exons. Lineage: Eukaryota; Metazoa; Mollusca; Gastropoda; Lottiidae.
AUGCCACAGUUGAGUGACGUUUUGACAAUGGAAUUUAUAGAGAUGAAUUUUGGCUGUAAAGUUGGUUUUGAUCACGUUUUCUGUAUUUUACCGAUGUCUAGACUAGAAAUUACAUGUACGAUACAUGAAAUCAAACACAGCACCGCGCGUCUCUGCAGUUCCAAGCCCCGAUCUCAGAGAUCAUCUAAACAGAGAAUUGGACCUAAACCUAGAUUAUCUACAAUAACAGUCAGGAUAGCUAGAAUAGAAAGGUCACCAAGAGUGCAAAUUAUGAUGAAACCAAAUCAUCUACAAAAAGCAGAAUUAAAAAUUUUAGCGAUGCCUGAUAUUGGAUCAGAAAUAUCAGCAAUUGGUAAAGAUUUGAUGAAUAAAUUCAGGAUCAAAUCUCAUGAUCUUUUCAAAGAUACAGAUCAACCAGUUUUUAAAUCAUCAGAUAACCAUGACAUAGGGAAUCUUGGAAUAUUCUAUGCAACGGUGAAUUUGGGUACCCGAACUAUAGAAGAAAGAUUUCAUGUCUUAAAAGGAGUUCAAGGAUGCAUCUUGUCAUGGAAAACUACAAAAGCUUUGGACAUAAUACCCAAAAAUUAUCCAAGACAAAUAUCACCCGAAACUUCAGAAGUGAAGAAAAUUCAUCAUUCUGCCAAAGUUGAUAAUAGUAGUACACAAUUAAAAUCAGAGGACAUCAUCAAAGAAUUUUCAGCUGUUUUCAGUGAUGAAAUGAAGCCAAUGCCUGGAGAAGAAUUUACAAUUCAACUCACUGUCAACGCUGUCCCAUUUUGUGUAGCAACACCAAGAAGAGUAGCCUAUGCGUACAGAGAUAAGUUGAAGAAGGAACUUGAUGACCUUAAUACGCCAAAAGCAGAUGGUACGUCACCCGCUGUUAAAGUAUUUGGCCAUCCUCUUCGAGAUAAUAUGCCUGCUCACCGACGAUCUUUCGCUCCAGAGUGGCAAAAGAUAAUGGCUGAUGCUGAUGAGAAAUCUUCCAUACACAGUAAUGAAGUGGAAAAACGCUACAAUAAAACUGCACAACCACUUUCAUCAUUAUCUGUUGGAAACAAAGUAGUCGUUCAAAAUGACAGAACGAAGCGUUGGACGAUUAAUCGAUCAAUUAUUAAUAUUGGUAAUCAUAGAGACUAUUUCAUUGCAACUGAUGGUGUUCGUGUAUUACGACGAAAUAGAAAGUUUCUUAGACGUCGUUACCCACUAGUCCCUAUACCAAAAUCUGUAUCAAGGAAUCACUUUCCAGAUAGAACGAUAUCACAUUCACCAAAUGUUACAAGAACACCAGUUUCGCCACAGACAGCCCGAAAUUGGAGAAGUUUACGUCAACGUCGCCCACCGAAGAGAUUAAAUUUGUGA